UCGAGGGCGGGAGGCGGAGCCUCGCGGAGCGGAGCAGGACGGCCGCCAUCUUGCGCGAAGCAGGAGUCCGAGCCCGAGACUGUGGCCGAGGCUGCGUACCAGUCCGCGGCCCAGUGCAGCCACGGCCCAGCCGGAGCCCUCUCUCGCCGCCUCUUCGUAUCCGGCCCUGUCUCAGGUCCCAUCCCGGUCCGGUCCCCCGACCCUCAGCCAGGCCCAGUCUGGCCUCCCCGCGGGGUCACGCGGCCGCCCCGGGGACGAUGAACGGAGGAUAAAUGGUGCCCAAGGCAGACAGCGGUGCCUUCCUGCUGCUCUUCCUGCUCGUUCUCACAGUCACCGAGCCGCUGCGACCAGAGCUGUGGUGCAACCCUGGGCAGUUUGCCUGUCGCAGCGGCACCAUCCAGUGCAUCCCCCUCCCCUGGCAGUGUGACGGCUGGGUGACUUGUGAGGAUGAGAGCGACGAAGCCGACUGUCCAGAAGUGACCGGGGAUUCACGUCCUUACCAUGGGAAGGAGGCUGUGGAUUCGAGGCAGGGGCGGGCCCGAGGUGGCGACCCCACGCAUUUCCACGCGGUGAAUGUGGCGCAACCUGUUCGCUUCAGCAGUUUCCUAGGGAAGUGCCCGACAGGGUGGCACCACUAUGAAGGCACCGCCAGUUGCUACAGGGUCUACCUGAGUGGGGAGAACUACUGGGACGCUGUGCAGACCUGCCAGCGCGUCAAUGGCUCCCUUGCCACCUUCUCCACUGACCAGGAGCUGCGUUUUGUCCUGGCUCAGGAAUGGGACCAGCCGGAGCGGAGUUUUGCUUGGCAGGACCAGCACAAGUUGUGGGUUGGCUACCAGUAUGUCGUCACCGGCCAGAACCGCUCCUUAGAGGGUCACUGGGAGGUGGCAGCAUUCAAAGGUUCCUCAAAGGUGUUCCUGCCCCCAGACCCCAAACUCACCUCGGCCAUGUCUGAAAGCGACAGCAUCCUCUGUGCCCAGCUCCACUGCUUCCACUUCCCCACCCUCCGCCACCACGACUUGCACAGCUGGCACGCCGAGAACUGCUACGAGAAGUCUUCGUUUCUUUGUAAAAGAAGUCAAACGUGUGUCGACAUCAAGGACAACGUGGUGGACGAAGGGCUCUACUUCACCCCCAAGGGCGAUGACCCAUGUCUGAGCUGCACCUGCCAUCGCGGGGAGCCGGAGAUGUGCGUGGCCGCCCUCUGCGAACGGCCGCAGGGCUGCCAGCAGUACCGCAAGGACCCCAAGGAGUGCUGCAAGUUCAUGUGCCUGGACCCAGAUGGGAAUAGCCUGUUCGACUCUAUGGCCAGCGGGAUGCGCCUCAUUGUGAGCUGCAUCUCCUCCUUCCUCAUCCUGUCCCUGCUGCUUUUCAUGGUCCACCGGCUACGCCAGAGGCGCCGGGAGCGCAUCGAGUCCCUGAUUGGAGCAAACCUGCACCAUUUCAACCUUGGCCGGAGGAUCCCUGGCUUUGAUUACGGCCCAGACGGGUUCGGCACAGGCCUCACGCCGCUACACCUUUCUGAUGACGGAGAAGGCGGGACUUUCCACUUCCACGACCCUCCACCCCCCUACACUGCGUACAAGUACCCAGAUAUUGACCAGCCCGAUGACCCACCACCACCCUAUGAGGCCUCCAUCAACCCCGACAGCGUGUUCUACGACCCUACAGACGACGAUGCCUUUGAGCCAGCAGAGGCCAGCCCGCCGACCCCAGGGGAUGGUGGCAGCGAAGGCACAUCACCCCAGCACCUGGAGCAGCCUCUGCCCACCACAGGGGUCUCCCUGGCAGACCUGGAAGGCUCAGCUGACAGCAGCAGCACCCUGCUCAUGCCUCCUGGCCCUGCCCAGAGCGGGACCCCCCAAGCCACAGAGGCACUGCCGGGGGGUGGCCACAGCCACAGUUCCCUCAACACCAUGGUGUAGGGGUGCCCAGCCCACAGCCCCCAAGGGGCACGGAGCACCUGUUUGCCAUCAGGAAAACUGGUUCCGAGGGGGGCUUGCAGGGCCCUGCGUGAGCCUGGACGCGACAGCACUGCUGCCCCCUGGGGUGUGCACGUGUGCUUAGAGACUGCGCCUGCCUCCUGAGGGAGUAGGCGCCUACACCGCAUCUCCUUGAGGGCUUCAGAACAUGCGUAGCUUUGGGCCACUGUCUUUUUCUUUUUAAAUGGCAGAAGGGUGACAAAGUUUGUUCAUACCACACGUUUCAGAAGUAGGGAACAAAGAGGCACCGUAGGCCUGGGCAGGGGCCAGACCACCCCAGGCUUUAGCGGGCUUGCUCACCACAGCAUGUCGUCCAGAGGAGCCCGCCACCCAGCCAGCGAGCCCCACAGCUGCCGCCAUGGUGUGCCUCGCUGGCCACUGCUCAGGAUGGCACUUGGGGGCACCAUUGCGUGGGGGCUGUCAGGGGUCGUCUGGGCAGUGGGUCUGCUGCUGGACAGGUGGCCCUGGAGGUGCUACAGUGGCUGCACUGGGGGGUGGUCCCCCCACAGGUCCAGCUUGAUAUUGAGGGUGACCCUGCCCGGGCUAGAGGCUGGCCUGGGACUCUGGUCCCAAGACCCUAAGAAGGAGAGCUUGGAAGGAAGCCAAAAUCUCCACUCUGUCUUUCCAGCUGGGCUCUGCAAAGCCCAGUCCUGUGCCGGAAAGCCUCACCCCUAGUCUUUCGGGUUUCUCCCCAACAUUGCUGUGCAUGGCCCCCCAGGAGGUGGCUGUGGAUCCAGGCCGAGGCCGUUAGCCUUGCAUGAGGGGCUUGGGGCUAAGCUGGCUCCUCUUUUUUUACCCUCUGGAGCCCCCCUCCUAUUAAAUUUGCCCCUGGGCCUGGCCUGCCUCCACCCCACUUUUUUGUGCCAUAAAGGGUUGUUUCUUUGGCAGGGGUGGCUGAUAUUAAAGUCCUGGCCUGCGUCCACCUCCUGAAAGUCCACUUCUUGCAUGCCACCGCCACUGCUGGAGCCCAGUGCCCGGUGGCUGCAUGCCACCUUCCUGUCCUCAGCAGCACAGGGUGCUGGGUGCCCUGCCCAGGGGCCUUUUGAUUGAGGGACCCUGUUGCCUACUCCUGGGCAGUGGUCUUGUCUCCACUUGACACCAGGCUUUUAGCAUUUCUGAGGUUUGGAGAUUAAGCGGGUUCUGUGCGAUUUUUCAGCACAUCCAUAUCUUUUCUAUGUUGAAUGUCAAGGUGUGUGUGUGUGUGUGUGUGUGUGUGUGUGUCUGCAGCUGGUGAUGGUACAUGGGAACUAGGUCCUCAGUUUCCCAGGCCAGCCGUGGCCACAUGGGCGGCACUGGGGCUGGGCCUGGGCCUCGGCCUCUUCUGAGAGCACGGAGCCCUGCUCCUGGGCCCCCUUGCAGCCUUUCUGGACCAGCACACAGCGAGGGAGAGUUGACUUGCAGUGGGUGCUCCGAGGUGCACCUCAGAGGCACAGUUCAGCCCUGGGCACGUGCUCACACUCCAUUUGGAAGGCCCAUUUUGUCCUUUCACUAUGGAGUGGGGUUUCAGAGUUGCCCGACAGGCCAGCCAGAGGUGUGAGUUUCACCACUGAACUCCCUGUCCUUGGGUGCGGCCCAUAGGAGGCAGAUGGCAUCCUGGGCACAUGUGCCCCACGCCAGCUGCCAGAAACAAAGCAGGAAGUACAUGGUACUGUCAGCAUGUGCUGGGUGCAGGGCAGCUGCGUUCCAGAGCAGCAGUCGCAGGCCUUGGUGCUGGGUGAGGGUCCUGAGCAGGCCUCCUUUGAAACAACCACCCUAAUGGAGCCCCAUAGGGUCUGGCCCCCAAGCACGGGGUCCUUCUGGCCCAGGCCUCAACUGUGUGUACAAGGCAAGGUGGUUGGUACCAGAUGUGUGGAACUGGGGGACUUCCUUUGUGGACUGAAGGACUGCUGGGGACAGGCAUCGGGAGGGUACUAAGGAGAAGGCCUGAAGCAGACCAUGGGGGCUGCAGAGGGUGGGCCUGCCUCUGGACUGGCCAGGGCUCUGUCCAAGGGUGUCCAGCCCACUAGCAUCCUUGGGCUGUGCAGAAGGCUACCUGCUGCCCAGUGGCCUCAGGAGCGGAGCUCUGCUGGAAGGCAGUUGUGAGGGCAUCCAGGGGAAACCUGUGGUCCACCCAGCUGACGUUGGCCUCCUGUCUAGUCGCCACCCUUGGUAAGAUCUGGUUGUGUUCCAUGGUCCAACUCUGGCUGACACUCGUGUCCCUGUGAGAGGCGGUUUUUCCGCCCCAUGUGCACUGGGCCUCCAGAGGGACAGGGCAACGUCUUGGGAGGGGCCUUCUCCCCUGGGACCUGACCCUGACCUGCCUGGUGGAAGUGAGGGUCAAAUCUGUACAUUGUCUCAAUGCCUGUUUUUUGUUUUCCUUUCUCUAAGGGUUUUUAGUUUGGGUUUCUUUUUGGUUGGGUUGGCACUAAUUCUUAAGAUGCUGUGAGAACCAUUUCAUCCAAAUGCCAAAUAAAUUUGUGUUCUGGAAAA
Molecule: messenger RNA, 4451 nt
Organism: Artibeus jamaicensis (Jamaican fruit-eating bat)
Lineage: Eukaryota; Metazoa; Chordata; Mammalia; Chiroptera; Phyllostomidae
Gene: DGCR2
Product: DiGeorge syndrome critical region gene 2
Exons: 10
Coding region: 273-1925 (550 amino acids)
Cellular component (GO): membrane
Molecular function (GO): protein binding
Source: RefSeq, a predicted model, not a curated record